CUCCCUCGGCUCGGCGGAACCGUAAUUGAAUCGUGGCCCGACCCAGGGGGGGGAAACUCCAACGUCACUCAGAGCUGUCUGGCGGUUUCGCACACUGCGAGGUCACCGUACAAGCAGAGGUAUAGUUUACACGGUUCCGAAAGGCUGUGACGCAAGGACCACAAUCGCAGCGGGCUUGAUUUCGCCAAUCUGUGAAGCUUCAAGGUCAUCGAGCCGGCGGGACAGCUGUCCACUCAAGUCUCGGUAGCUAUCCAGCCUCGGGAGUCUCACCCACAAAUAGAUACACGCAACAUACACGAAAAUAAAUAGUGCGCAUAGCACGGCCGACGGGCCCACAGAGGUCUAGGACGGGCAGACAGUCUAUACGUAUGCAUCUUUGCAUUGAGAACUGACGCUGUUUGACGAGGCGAGCAGGCAAACCAUGCACAGCCAAGAAUUCAACAGGUACGCACCCAACUUCUGUCUCUCAUGGACAGGCACGACGUAGGCAGCCGGGCGAGCAACGAACACUCGAGCUCGAGCCGGUGAGGUCCACUCUUGGUGUUCGCUGCGAAAGAGUGUGCCAGCCUCCGAAGAGGCGCUCAGCACUGUGUAAAGUAGAAUGGAUCGCCGUUUCGUCCGUCUCGCUGCAGAGGCAUUUGGCCACUGGGUGGAGCAAAUGAUUUAGUUCGUAAGGAAACUCGCCAAGAGGAAGCCCCGCCUCUGCGCCAUCCCCGCCGCCGAAGGCACAUCGUCCAGUAAGAACACCAUCAACCAUUGGGGCCGGCUCCUGUCCAUAGAGCUGGUAAAACCCGACCCGGACUUUCCCCUGCCUGCCGCGGAGCAACAUCUAUCUGGUCUCGUGGGGUCGUCCGUUCACGCCAUGUACUUCACGACGUAUCUCUCGACCUUGACCUUCUUGAUGGAGCCGAUCAUCCAGAACCUGAAUAGAUGGCAGGCAACACACAUACAGACGUGGAACGUACAGACGUGGAUGCUCAAGGGGCGCAAAGCGAGUCGUUCCAUCCAUUCUAUUGUCUGCUCACACAGUGCCGUCCGGGUCUUCUGGUUCUUUUGUCACGCUCCCGCCCUCGAACUUGCACACGCUCUCGAUGAUGUCUCCGACAGUGAUGCCGCGGCCCUGCAUGACACAAACACACAUACACACAAGGCAGCCUUACACUAACUGUGCCUCUGUGCUGUGCUGUGUAUGGCGUGUAAGCCCGCAGGGCCUACCGGCUGUGAUUCGACGAUGGGCAGCGUGAAUUCGGUGGGCGAGUGAUAGACCCUGUUGAAUGCGUCUCCUACGCGCAGACAGACAAACACACACGAGAUCGUACAGCCCAAACAUCUGUGCACGUAAGCGUGUGUGUGGCGUGGGUGUCUGCCUGACAACCUCCUGUAGCGUGUGUGUGGCGUGGGUGUCUGCCUGACAACCUCCUAAUAGGUUGUUUGUGAGCAGCAUCGACGGGUAUGGGUACACCACCUCAGUCCACUCCUCCUUCGUGAAGCCGAUGGAGUCCUUGUAUGCCUGGGCCUUCUCGUCCUCCGUGGCGCCGCCGUAGAUGGCGGCUCGGAGUUUGGGCUCCUGGACGCCGCGCCCGGAGCUCCCAACGGACGGUGCCGGCCUCUUCCAGGAGAUCGUCCAGCUCGAGCUUGUCGGGCUCGUCGGGCCGACUGUUGUUCUGCUCGGCGCCUCUGAGCUCCACCAACACCUGCCCUCCAGCAGUGACAUACAUACAUACAAACGCGACGCCAGCCAUGCCAACCAAUCAACCCACACCCUCACACACCUUCUGCAGACGGCUCUCGCAGAACUCCUUGGUCUUGUUGUACUCUGCAUACACGGUAUGCAAACCACAAUAACACAUACAGAGCAGGCGUACAUGGACAGCUUCCUUGAUCGCUCGCGCGCUGACCUGAUGUGAUGGCAUCGUGACGUGAGUUGUACUUGCCCACUGCGGCCUUGAUAGCCGCGAGCUCCUUGCUGAUUUCAGUCAACUGGUCACACAAAGGGAGGCACAAUGUGUGCGUUAACCUCUGACUACUAAAUAGCAUUUUUCAGAUGUAACAUGAUGACUUUCAAAUCUAUAAUCCCUACGAAACUCUAACCAUUGUCUAUACGAUGUUAUGAUCAUACUUUCUUCGUAAAGUGCUUUCUGCAAAAACUUGCC
Molecule: messenger RNA, 2153 nt
Organism: Vitrella brassicaformis
Lineage: Eukaryota; Vitrellaceae
Source: the annotation of a GenBank genome assembly